CCUUUUGGAAUUACCCAAAUUUUUAAAAAUUAGAAAAACGUAGCAUGUUACCCAAGUUACCGGUUACCUCUUUAUAAAAUUCAGCUUGUUUUCAUUUCCUUCGCAGCCUUCCGAUUAUUCCAAACCCUUACUCUCUCACGAAGUUGAAUUUUUCCCAGCUGUAACCAUGUCUUCAUCGUAUCUUCCUGCAACAACAGACUCAAUUGCUCAGGCUUUAGAAGCUGAAAACCCAUCUGAGGCCAUAUCUAUUCUUUACCGUGUUCUUGAUAGUCCUUCUUCCUCUUCAGAAGCUCUACGCAUAAAAGAACAGGCCAUCACAAACCUCUCUGAUCUUCUUAGGGAUCAGAACCGGGCUAAGGAGCUUUGCAAUCUUCUUACUCAGUUGAGACCCUUCUUUUCAUUGAUCCCCAAGGCUAAAACUGCAAAAAUUGUCAGGGGAAUUAUUGAUUCUGUUGCCAAGAUUCCUGGAACAUCUGAUCUCCAAAUUGCUCUCUGCAGAGAUAUGGUACAAUGGACUCGUGCAGAAAAGCGUACAUUCCUUAGACAGCGUGUUGAGGCAAGGCUUGCAGCACUUUUGAUGGAAAAUAAGGAGUACUCUGAAGCUUUAACUCUUCUUACAAGCUUGGUCAAAGAGGUGAGGAGAUUGGAUGACAAACUACUUCUUGUUGACAUAGACUUGUUAGAAAGUAAGCUACAUUUUUCAUUAAGAAACCUUCCAAAAGCAAAAGCUGCCCUCACGGCUGCACGGACAGCUGCAAAUGCUAUAUAUGUGCCUCCAGCUCAACAAGGCACCAUAGAUUUGCAGAGUGGCAUUCUUCAUGCAGAGGAGAAGGAUUAUAAAACUGCUUAUAGCUAUUUCUUUGAAGCUUUUGAGGCUUUCAAUGCUCUUGAAGACCCCAGGGCAGUUUUUAGUCUUAAGUACAUGCUGCUGUGCAAGAUCAUGGUGAGCCAAGCUGAUGAUGUAGCUGGGAUUAUUUCUUCAAAGGCUGGCUUGCAAUAUGUGGGGCCAGAAUUGGAUGCUAUGAAAGCUGUUGCUGAUGCCCAUUCAAAACGUUCUUUGAAACUAUUUGAGACUGCUUUGAGUGAUUACAAGGCUCAGCUAGAGGAAGAUCCAAUUGUUCACAGGCACCUUUCAUCCCUGUAUGACACACUUCUGGAACAAAACCUGUGCAGGUUGAUUGAGCCUUACUCAAGGGUUGAGAUUGCACACAUCGCGGAACUGAUUGAGUUGCCAGUAGAGCAUGUAGAGAAAAAGUUGUCUCAAAUGAUUUUGGACAAGAAGUUUGCUGGGACCCUGGAUCAGGGUGUUGGAUGUCUCAUCAUAUUUGAAGACCCCAAGGCAGAUGCCAUCUACCCGGAAACUUUGGAAACCAUUUCCAACAUGGGCAAGGUUGUGGACAGCCUCUUUGUGAGGUCCGCUAAGAUAAUGGCAUGAGAGGAGAGUUUUUCUGUUUUUAUUUCUUAGAUAGCACUCUUUUCAAUUGCAGACCUCUCAUGGUUGAUUUGUGUUCUUCAUUUUAAUUGUUUCUGAAUCACUGCUUACUUCAUACUGUUAUGGCAUAAUUGAAACAUGUUAGCCA
Messenger RNA from Mangifera indica (mango), 1580 nucleotides. RefSeq names its product 26S proteasome non-ATPase regulatory subunit 11 homolog. Gene Ontology annotation, molecular function: protein binding; structural molecule activity. The coding region runs from base 167 to 1435 and encodes 422 amino acids. The transcript has 2 exons. The record is from RefSeq and is a predicted model, not a curated record. Gene Ontology annotation, cellular component: proteasome regulatory particle, lid subcomplex. Gene Ontology annotation, biological process: ubiquitin-dependent protein catabolic process. NCBI's taxonomy places the organism in Eukaryota, Viridiplantae, Streptophyta, Magnoliopsida, Sapindales, Anacardiaceae.